Messenger RNA from Pseudophryne corroboree (corroboree frog), 564 nucleotides. RefSeq lists its product as uncharacterized. Lineage: Eukaryota; Metazoa; Chordata; Amphibia; Anura; Myobatrachidae. The transcript has a single exon. The record is from RefSeq and is a predicted model, not a curated record. Bases 1 to 564 code for a protein of 187 amino acids.
AUGACAGAUGCAAAACCAGUAAGUACUCCCAUUUACAAAAGUACAAAGAUGGUCAAGGCCAUGUCACCAAGUAGAAAGGGAGAGAUAUUGGAAAUGCAAGAAAUCCCUUAUCAAAAUGCUGUUGGUAGUUUGAUGUAUGUAAGUAUUGAAACACGACCUGACAUCACACAUGCAGUGAGUCGGGCAAGCCAGUUCGCAAAUAAUCCUGGGAGACAACACUGGAUUGCAGUAAAGAGAAUACUAAGGUACCUCAAAGGCACAAGUUCACUAAAGCUGAGAUUUACAAGAUCGACAGAUAACAGCCUAAAAGUAUUCUGUGAUACCGACUGGGCAUCAGAUGAGGAUGAUAGAUGUUCUUAUACUGGAUACCUGUUUGCACUGGCAGGAGCAGCCGUAAGCUGGGCAAGUAGGAAACAACCCACAGUUGCUCUUUCUACAGCAGAGGCAGAGUACAGGGCGCUCACAGAAACUUCAAAAGAAGCGCUUUGGAUAAAAGAGUCUUUAUGUGAAUUAGGUCUUCUUUACCACAGUGAGAUCAUGAACAUAAAGUGUGAUAACAAGUGA